This is a messenger RNA of Cyclocybe aegerita, 1320 nucleotides long. The record is from the annotation of a GenBank genome assembly. NCBI's taxonomy places the organism in Eukaryota, Fungi, Basidiomycota, Agaricomycetes, Agaricales, Hemipholiotaceae.
AUGGACAUGCAUACACCUCGGCGACCGCAACGAAUCCAUAGUGGCGCACUGCGCUUCCUCAAGAUGUGCAAAGAACGAGCUCGCGAGCGGUCGCUGUCGCUUUCGAUCAACAACCGCAAGAAGCUCAUGUCCAUGAGCAGCUUUAAGAAUUCUUUGGCCGUUUUAACACGCACCAUUCGGUGGGAGUCGAUCGCUUUAACGACCAACCAGAUCGAGGAGUGCGUCUUUUUCAUCGAUGGCUUGCCGCCAAGCAGUAUCGCAACAAUCAAGGAUUUAUCCUUUACGAGCCUCAACAGACCUACAUACUAUCCCUUCGGCGAAAAUUUGCCAAAGAACAGACUGGACCUACAGCGUUUCGCGGCGCUCAAAGCACUUACCCUUGACUUCCCUAACCCACUGUCAAAAUCCAAAGAAGCAUGUUCUUGGGAUCAACUCACUGACCUGAAAAUCACUUGCAGAAUGCGUUCAGAAAAACUACUAGCAAUCCUUCGCCAUUGCGUCAGCUUGGAAAAUUGCUCUGUUUCGCCGGAGACCGACUUCGACAGAAGCGACCUAGAGAAGAGCGAGCGUUACCCGAAAAGGGCUCGCCUCCUCAAGCUGAAGAAGCUUGAACUCGUUUCCGAACGUGUUCCCUCCCUCCUGCCUGCCACUCUCGUUUGUCCCGUCCUUCAGCAGGCUACCUUCGCUUACAAAUAUUGCUCCAACUUUGACGACUCUGACUACUACUCCGACUACGACUCCGACUCUGACUCUGACGGCAAUCUAGACAACGAAGCCACAGAACUCAAAACUUUCAUCUGCAAGUACGGUGAAACUCUACUGAAGCUGCAGGUUCCUGGAGUCUUUGCCAAUAUUCUUAGCGACUGUCUUCCUAAACUCAAGAACCUAGAGGAACUUGUCGUCGUUGCUCCAUAUCAUGAUGGUGAUGACUCCGACGACUGGACCGUGGAGGAAGACCUGGACGAUUCGGGAGCCAGAUCAUUCCUUUCUCCCCUCGCUACUACGGGAAACAAGUACCUCCCUCGCUUAAGAGCCAUUCAAGUGCUCGAACAACCCAACCGAACCAAGGACGGCGUCGAGGAGUAUCUCUUCCAAAUAGCCAAGUCUCGCAUGUCAGGAAAGAAGGGUGUAGUUCCUUUGGAGCGCAUAAUCCUCAAGACGCCGACCCAGAGAACACAGAAAUUAGAAAAAUAUCGCAAGAAGUAUCGAGAAUGGGAAAGUCGUGGUCUUCGAGUAGAUAUCGAUGGUGGGCACAACGUUUUUGUUCGUUUUCUGGGAGGUUUCAAUCCUGACUCGUCUUCACAGGACCAAUGCCAGUGA